AAUUUACAAAAAAAAGAAUGCUUACUAUAUCAACACGCAUGCGUUAGUUGAAAUUCGUUUGUUAGUUUCUAUACGCCACAAGUAGCGUUACACAGUUUAUUGCUUACAAUCGGUGUUGUUGGCGAUAAGUGUUGAUAAGACUGAGACUUAUUUUAUUGAAGUCACUCUAAUAAAAAAGCCAUAUUCAAAAUGAUACGUUCCAUAUGCAGACUACCUCAUAAAAUAGCUGGACAAAUGGCCGUCGAUAUUCUUUCUAGGAGUAUGGCUAGCAAGGCACCACAAAAAAUGGAAGAUUAUUUCAAAGGCAAAAAAUUCAUCGUCACUGGAUCUUGUGCUGGUAUGGGUGAAAAGAUUACAGAGAGAUUGAUAGAUUUGGGUUCAUUUGUUUACGCGGUGGUAGAGAAAGAAGAUGGCGCUGCUAAACCGUUACCAAAUACUAAACAAAUAUUUUGUGAUGUUUCCAAUUGGGAAGAUACUUAUAAAAAAAUGUUGGACAUUGGUCCAGUACAUGGUUUGGUCAACAACGCCGGUGUAGCUGUUAUAGAGUCAUUUUUCGAUGUCACUGAACAUGGUUGGGAUAAGACUUUAAAUAUCAACGCCAGAGCCUUAGUGAGAAUAAGUCAGGCAGUGGCAAAAAACAUGAUUGAUGCCGGUAUCAAAGGAUCUAUUGUAAAUAUAUCUUCGACAAUUUCUACGAGAGCCAUACCCGAUCAUACGACAUAUUGUGCAUCUAAAGGAGCAGUGAAUCAAAUAACUAGAACGAUGGCAAUCGAACUGGGCAAAUACGGUAUCCGUACCAACAACGUUAAUCCGACUGUGGUGUUGACUCGCAUGGGUAAAAUCGCGUGGUCAGAUCCAGAAAAAUCGGGACCCAUAAUGAGACGAAUCCCGCUGGGCAGAUUCGCAGAAACCGACGACAUUGCGAACGCUGUGAUUUUCAUGCUCAGCGACUACUCCACCAUGGUAAACGGAACGGCUCUCGUAGUCGACGGUGGAUUUUUAGCCGGAUAGACGAAUUCGCUGUGAAACAGAGAUAUUAUCAAAGGACUCACUAAUUCAACGUAAAAAUAUACUGUUUUAUGUAUAUUAUAUUCCAACUCGAACUAUUUAAAUAAUAAUAAUAUGUUAUUAAAAUAUAUUUAUUACACCCAUUGUACAAUAAUUCUCAUACUUUUUUUGACAAUACACUGUGUAUCCUAAGCCAUUAAUUUUAUUAAAUUUCACUUUUUGAUUUUCAAAA
Rhopalosiphum maidis (corn leaf aphid) is the source of this 1240-nucleotide messenger RNA. Its product is annotated as L-xylulose reductase-like. Bases 190 to 1011 code for a protein of 273 amino acids. Gene Ontology annotation, molecular function: carbonyl reductase (NADPH) activity; L-xylulose reductase (NADPH) activity. Gene Ontology annotation, biological process: glucose metabolic process; xylulose metabolic process. The record is from RefSeq and is a predicted model, not a curated record. The transcript is spliced from 6 exons. NCBI's taxonomy places the organism in Eukaryota, Metazoa, Arthropoda, Insecta, Hemiptera, Aphididae.